Molecule: messenger RNA, 420 nt
Organism: Colletotrichum costaricense
Lineage: Eukaryota; Fungi; Ascomycota; Sordariomycetes; Glomerellales; Glomerellaceae
Product: GDSL-like Lipase/Acylhydrolase
Exons: 2
Coding region: 1-420 (139 amino acids)
Source: RefSeq, a predicted model, not a curated record
AUGGAUUCCUGGCUUACACUCAUCUUGCAGGUCAUCAUCGCUGCCGCGACCCCCAACAACGUCUGGGAGACUGGCACCUACAAGUUCGGAUACGAUCGCUUCUUCUACUACGCCUGGCUCGCCGUUGAGCAGCUCGGCGGCCCCUCCAAGGGCUACUACUUCGUCCCGCACGGCGAGUACGCCGCCCAGGCGAUGAAGGGUCUCGGCGCGACCACCACCAACGCGAACUACCCCAACGACCACACCCACACCGCGCCCUUCCUUGCCGAUGCUAUUCACAAGUCAUUUGUCCUCGGCCUCAAGUGCGGCACCACUGCACUCGCCGCGCUUGCCAAGAACACGACUGCUUCUCUGACGUCGACCUACCUCGGCGGUUGUGUCGACACGUACAACUCCACUGUCCACGCUCUCCUGCGAUAA